GUUUAUUCAUAUUUCAAAUCAACUGUAUGUAGAAAUCAAAGCUUAAUGUUUCCACCAUCCAAUUCUUUAACUUUCCUAAUUUCAAUUACGCCCUUCGUGCUUUUGACGCUCAUAUAAAAACAGAUGAGUUCAUGAUUCCGUUGUUCUUCUUUCCGAUAGCAGACACUAUCGAUCAGCGCGUUACGUCAGUAUCGAUAACUUUCCCGAACCGAAAUCAAGUGCACUUGGCCAGCUGAAUCCCUGGACCGCACCACCCGUGUGCGUUUUCUUCUACUUUUCUAAAUACAUCAUCAUCUCCUCCUGUCGCUCUGCUUCUUCACUCAUCAGCCUUAAGUUUUCUUUUCUUUUCUUUUUUUCUUUUUUUUUUUUUUAAGGGGGGCUGCUAUUUUCAUAAGAUUUUUUUUUCUCACGCGCAGUAGCGUCAACGUUGCUUAACGAGGGGAAUCCAGCCCAUAUAUUUAUUGUAGCCGGUGCAAAAAAAAAAAUCUCCUCAAUAUACCCCAAGAUGGCCGCCGAUGUGGGAUCGAUGUUUCAAUAUUGGAAGAAAUUUGAUCUACGGCGGCUGCAGGUAGGUCAUCUCUCCCACCUCACUGCAGUAAAUAGUCGACGAGGUUUUGCACUAUGGAAACAUUUUUUCGCUUUUGCAGCGACUGUGUUUUUGGGCGAAAACCGGAGCCGUUGCAUUGAUCGUUAUUAGAAAUUGAUCCUGUUCUGCCUUUGUUCGGUUCAAUCAUUGAUCAGUGGCGGAGCGGAGCGCAGAGCAGAGCAGAGCAGAGCAGAGCCGUGCCUCUCUCUCUACAUGCCCUGCUUUUACCCCGAGCCUUCUUUUCCCCCUCGAGCAACAUUUUUUCGCCGCUUAUCCUCUGUCGGGCUUCAGCGUGGAAACUUUUAAUGCUCUCGCGAGUCUUGAGGGAGCUAAAUUCAGUGGCAACACAACUGGCCGGGCGACAGGAAGAGAGCGAGCACUCCCAUAAGCACGUGCUGGAGCUGAGCCGAGAGUUCAAGAAAAAUGUCCCUGAGGAUGUGCGGGAGAUGGUUGCUCCUGUCCUCAAGAGUUUCCAAGCCCAGGUUGUUGCCUUGAUCCAGCGCAGUAAGGAGGCCGAGUCUGCAUUUCUGGGAGUUUACAAACAGCUGAUAGAAGCCCCAGACCCCGCUCCGGUGCUGGAAGCCUCCUACUCACUGGAGGAACGUCUCACCCAGCUGCAAAGCUCUUCUCCAGACAGUGAGCUUCUGGUCAGAGAGAUCUCGGGCCACUGGAGGAGACACCUGGAGUGCCUUAACAGUGCAGAAAGUGUAGAAAAAAGCCCAAUAAGCAUACAGAGAGUAGAGGUGACAGAAGAACUGCCCCAUAUGAUGACCCCAAACAGCACACAGAGCCUCCAAGAUGGUGGCUUACCCCUUCACAACCACCAGGGCCUGGAGGAAAGAGAAGCUGAUGAACCCGAUGCUCUGUCGGUCAGAUUGGCUCAGUCUGAAGAUAGAAUAAAAAUUCUCCAGUCAGCACUGAACAAAGCCCAGUCAGAGCUACAGGAGCUAAGGUGUAAAUACUACAAGGAAAUGGCUGCAAAAGCAGAGGAACUGGCACAGCUCAAGACAAAUCUGGAAAAGGCCAACCAGAGAGCAGAUUUGGCCCAGAGGGAGGUGGAUCGACUGAGGAACCAGCUAACCAGCAGUCACGGCAUUUCGAAAGGGAGUGACGAGGGCCCCAGUGAGGGGAAAGGAGGAAAGGAUGAGAAGGACAAGUGCUCACCAUCACGACUGGAAGCAGUUCUCUUCUCCAAAGACAGAGAAAUUCUUCGCCUGCUUGAAAAUGUCCAGAGGUUGCAGUUCACUCUCCAGGAAGUGCAGGACUCCUCAGCAAGCCAGCUGGCAGAUCUUGAAAACCAACUUGUGUAUAAGACAGAGGCUAUUGAAAAAUUAGAAGUUAAACUGCAGUCUCAAUUGGACUAUGAAGAAAUUAAAACUGAACUCCGCAUUCUUAAAGCAAUGAAAGUGACAUCGGCAAAUGGGAGUUCUUCCCAGGACUCUGACAAGGUUGCAGAGGCUUUGUUGCUUGACAAACAGACUUUUCUACACUCCAACAAAUUUCUGACAGACAAAGUCAGAGUCCAGCAGAGUCCUGAUGAAGACCAGUCAGAUGGUUCUAGUAGAGAUUUGGGGCGCCCAAUGAGCUCAUACUCCUCCCCUCCAGGAGCAUUACCACUAGAUGGCCGUUCCUCCUCCAGUCCGGGUCCACCCAAUCUUGAUGGGACUCAUGUGACCCAUGACCUCCCACGAUCCUUUUCUGCAUCACCCUUCUCCAGUGAGAAACAUGCUACAGGGCCUCUCUUGCAGAAGCAGCUCCUCUCUCCGCACUUUAAGAAGGAUGGUGCCUCACUCAUGGCCUUCCCUACUGCUUUGUUUGCUGCAAAAGCUGCCCUCAUGUCAGUCAAUCCAGGCGCUUCAGGGACCUCUGGGAUGGAAGCCGGCUUAGUUAGUGACCAGUCAGAGUGUGGGAGUUCAGGAGGAGGAGACGAGGACCAGCUAGACACAGCAGAGAUAGCCUACCAAGUGAAAGAGCAGCUUCUCAAACAUAACAUCGGCCAGCGGGUGUUUGGACACUAUGUGUUGGGCCUCUCCCAAGGCUCAGUCAGUGAGAUUCUGGCUCGGCCCAAACCAUGGAGGAAGCUGACAGUCAAAGGCAAAGAGCCCUUCAUCAAGAUGAAGCAGUUUCUAUCUGAUGAACAGAACAUACUGGCCUUACGCACCAUUCAAGUUCGCCAGAGAGGGAGUAUCACUCCUCGAAUCCGAACUCCUGAAACUGGGUCAGAUGACGCCAUUAAGAACAUUCUGGAACAGGCUAAGAAAGAGAUCCAGUCCCAGCGAGGAGGUGAUGGUAAGUCCUCUCUGGGAUCUUCUACCGGGCGCAGCAGCAGUAGUGGAGGCAGUAAUUCAGACGAGACUAUUAAGAGCAUCUUGGAGCAGGCACGGCGAGAGAUGCAGGCACAACAGCAAGCCCUGUUUGAGUUGGAGGCCAGCAGCCAGAGUCUGUGUUCUCAGGAGUCCCACAAGACCCUUCCUGGUCCUAUGCCCACUUACAUCAAGCAAGAAGAGGGUAGUGUCAUGCCCUUGUGUCCAUCAAACCCCAUCAGCAGCCCCCAGACCCCUCUCAGCGUUCUGUCUCCUGCUGCUUUUGUCCAAAACAUUAUUCGUAAGGUGAAGUCAGAAAUCGGCGAGGCUGGAACCUACUUUGACCAGCACUGGUCUCGUCCCUUCACCUCUGUCUCUCCCUCGCUCUCCUCUUCCUCCUCCUCUGUGCCCUCCACAGUGCCCCGGGCCUGGAACACAGAAUGCCCUCCGGGCACAGAGGAAGGGCCAGGCACUGAGGAGGAUGAACCUCCACCAAGCCGUCCUGUGAAAGUGGAGCCAGAAUCGUGUGUAAGUGGGGAUCAGACUGCAUGUGGAGGAGCACGGAUGAGCUACUAUCCCUCCUACAUUCCUCGUACUUUGAAGCCCACUGUGCCACCGCUCACCCCUGAGCAGUAUGAGAUGUAUAUGUAUCGUGAGGUGGAUACCUUAGAACUUACACGCCAGGUCAAGGAGAAGCUGGCGAAGAAUGGCAUUUGUCAGCGAAUUUUUGGAGAGAAGGUACUGGGCCUUUCUCAGGGUAGCGUGAGUGACAUGCUGUCUAGACCCAAACCCUGGAGCAAGCUCACACAAAAGGGGCGAGAGCCAUUUAUUCGCAUGCAGCUGUGGCUGCUGGACCAGUUAGGACAGAGCCUCAAUCAGCAGUCCAACCACAGCCAUAACCACGACAAAAGUCCAGUGACAUCUCACUCUUCACCAUCACCUCCACUCAGCCCAGAGGACAGCCAGCCCAGUAUGCCACUGGAGCCAGUGAGUUUGGUGCUGGAGAGCAGUAAGGAGAACCAGCACCCUCACCCACAGCACACAGAACCUCACAGAGUGAAUGGCACAGCAGGCACAUUGGCACUUCAGCAACCUCACAUUCCAUUAGGUAUUCAGGAGAUGGUGGCCAUGUCACCUGAGCUUGACACAUAUGCUAUAACCAAGCGGGUCAAAGAGGUGCUCACUGACAACAACCUAGGCCAGCGACUGUUUGGGGAGAGUAUCUUAGGCCUUACACAAGGCUCUGUGUCAGACUUGCUAUCGAGGCCCAAACCGUGGCAUAAGCUGAGUCUAAAAGGCAGAGAGCCAUUUGUGCGCAUGCAGCUAUGGUUAAAUGACCCACACAAUGUGGACAAACUGAGAGAUAUGAAGAAGAUGGAGAAAAAAGCAUACCUGAAGCGCAGAUAUGGCCUGUUGAGUCCCAGCUCAGACACUGACUCUCCAGGAGCACGUUCAGACUCCAUUAGCCCUGGACUUUCCCAAAUGGAGCUAUGUUCAUACGGCCAAGCCAAGAAGCCCAGAGUAGUGCUAAACACAGAGGAGAAAGAGGCUCUGAAGAAGGCAUACCUGCAGGAGCCCUACCCCUCCCAACACACCAUUGAGAUGCUGGCCACACAACUCAAUCUCAAGACCAACACUGUCAUCAACUGGUUUCACAACUACAGCAGGUCUCGAAUGCGGCGCGAAGUCCUCGUGGAAGGUCCUCAGGACAACGAUGACGACCCGGAAAAUACCUUCUCUCCUUCCGUGAGCUGCAGUCCUGUUUCAGACGUAGAUGAACGGAAAAAAGUCCAUGUGGUCCGCAAUGGCCCUGCAAUAUUUAAUGUCAAACAGGAAGUGGAGGAAGAGGAGGAGAAGCUGCAUAUCAGGCAGGACACAUGCUCUUCCAUGGCUGUACAAAUACCUGAAAUGAAGACUGAAGCGGAACAGAUGUCUGGCGACAGGGCCCUGACAUCAUUUUGUCCUCCAAGUUUCAGGCAGGACGAAGAUUGCGUUCACAAACUCGUUUCUGGAUCUGUUUCCUCAGACAACAUUCAGAAAACCAACACCGCCAUGCUUGAAGGUGAAAAUAAAUCACCAGUGGACCCAGUGAGCUUCAAGGCAUCAUCGGAGGCAUGCCGCAGCAGCCUGGAGGUGUCCCUCGACUCACCCUCGGCUGCCUCGUCUCCGGGCCUCAUGAUGUCUGUCUCACCUGUGCCGUCCUCCUCUGCCCCCAUUUCUCCUUCUCAAUCCCUCCAUUCCAACACCAAGAUCAGCAAGAGCACACAGAGGCGUGAUGAGAAAAUGGCCAACCUUAGCAACAUCAUCCAUCGACUUGAGCGAGCAGCCAAUCGUGAAGAGGCACUGGACUGGGAGUUCUAGAGCUUGAAACAUAAAAAUACUCUGACUCCCGGAAGAGGGUUUUCUCACACCUGAAGCGUUUUGUGUGUCGCAUUUUUCUGCUACCAGGAACACAGGACGUGAUAUCCUCCAUUCCACAGAUAAAAUUUCCUGUUGAAAGACUUUCUGAAACUUUAAACAAAUAAUAUUUAUAAACAUGUUUUAGGUAUUUUGAUAAAGCUAUCCUACUUUGAGUUAUAUGUUACAGCACUAGCUGUCAUGUUUUAAACCAAGGAGGAAAGAAAUACUUGGAUGUGAAGACUUUGCAGCUAUGGUGUCAUAAAAUGCACACUGAAGUUCUAUAGAUUGCCACUGGGUGAGAUUAUUUCAAAGCAAGACCUCUGUCUUAAGCCAUCAAAAGCACUACUUAUUUAAAAAAAAAAAAAAAAAAGGACUCUGACCAAAUUUGCUACUUUUUGAAUAGCAAUUUUUCAGAUUUUGUCUGUAAAACGGGACAGUUAAAGUCAAAUAAUGUUGAGAACUUUAUACUGACUUGAGGGAUAGUCCUUAAAGACUCUAAAUAGUGAACAAUACAUAUGUACUUAGUUUCUUGUCGAAAUGUUUUGAAACAUUUGUUACACAAGCGUAUAAUGUGUGGUUGUACGUGCUGUAGAAAUUGUCUGCAAUAGCCUUUCUUCGAACAAGAUGUAGCAUGGUACUCAAAUUACCCUCUUAUCCUCUAUAGAUAGUAUCCUGUGAUAUACUUGAGCGAUAAAAGUGAAAACAUCGGAAAAUUCUGCAAAAAAAAGAAAAAAAAUGAAACAAGGAAUUGUAAGAAAAUGAUUAUUUAUCUAAUAUUUUCAGUGACACUGUUAUUUUGGGGGGUUUUAGGUUGGUUUCCUUUAAGGAUUCUUAGAGGUUUACUAUAGGGCCUUCUGUGCACUUGGAAGCAAGUGAGCCAUUUAAAACUUCUGAGCAAUGUCUUCACUAAUUCAUAUUGCAUUUACCUCACUCUUCCUCUGAUGCACUGAUCUCUCACAUACAUAUGGGGCAAGGGAAUGACACAACUCAGCAUUACACUUUUGAACUGACCUCUGGAUCGUAUCCCUACAGUUCAGAAUCUCAAACCCAAAAAUAGAAUUUGACCCAUCAAACGAUAACUCAAUAAUGAUGUAAUAUAAUCCUGAACUAAGUCUCAAAGACCAAUACCACAGGAAGUGACGGGGUAGUAGCUUUUUCACUGGGAAAUUUUUUGCAUGCAUAUGUUUUAAACUAACCAUUUCUUUUUGUUUCUUUGGUAGGCACUUAUAAGUUUAGGAAUCCUGCCCUUCUCAGCACAUAUAGUCACUCUUGUGCUCGUUGGUCCUCUAGCAUCCCAUUUAUCCCAUAUGUGAGUGUGUGUCAUGGCAAACAUACUGUAGGCAGCCGGUACAUUCUUAUAAAUAGAUCCCAUUUAAUAUAUACCUCUAUCACUGAUUCAUUGUAUUUUUGCAUGGGCUGUCCAAUACCACAUGAAGAUGUGCUGUAAUGUGGGUGAUGUCUUCAUCAAGUCUGUCCCUGUGAAAUCAGAAUAGGCACACUUGAACUUUUUACAUAAGUAGAGUAAAUACACUGUACUUGAGUAAUAAAUGCAGAGGUUGUAAUAAUGCUGAGAGCUAAGCUAAUUUUUCAUAUAAAUUGGACAAAACUCUUGUGUACUACUGCACAAUUUUGCAACCGUUACAGUUUAAAUAUGCAUAUACCUAAACGCAUACAUUAGGGUGCUUUCAUACUAGGUGUUUGGUUUGUUUUUUGUUUUUUUCCUACAGAAAAACUGGAGCGCUUUUUGUUUUAAAAAGAAAAGAAUGAGAGCUGCUUGUAUAACUUAAAUAUUAAAAAGAUAUACAUUUUAGUUAUAUGGCAAAUUUGGAAUAUUAGCAAUGAUUUUUUUUUUUAUUCACUCUGUAGUAAUUAUUUUUCAUUAGCAAUAUUUCUCUGUAUUUGCUUGUGGUGAAACUUGCUGCCUAAUUGAUUAAGAGAUUAAAAAAACACAGUUUUUUUCUUUUAAACUUUGGAAGCUCUCCAGUGUGGCCAAAAACACACCAGAAGAACUUUCCUGAAGUAUCACAUGUAAAACAUGUAGUGUGAAAGCAGCCUUGUGUGACAGAUUGAUUGGUGUCAGGAAAGGGGCAAACUUUAAUUACGUCUCACAGAUUUUAAUUUUGUUUAAUUCCUCAAGCUUUUGCAGAGUUUAGUUUUAUUGGACUUAAACAGCUGAGAGAGCUGAAAAUAGAGUUUUGCUAAUACGUUGGCAUAAGAACGACUUGGUUACAUUUAAAAUUAAAUUAAAUUAAAAAAAGGCAGACAGAAGAAAGCCUAAAUGUUUAACAAAAAAGGUGACUUUUGAAAGCCUCCAUUUAGUCAACUUCCAAAAUAUGAAGCACUGUAAACUGUUUUCCUACUUAUCCCUUCAGUAGAUAAAGAGAAAUCUGCCCAGGGGCAUUCUGUUGCUGGGUGCUGAAAUAUGCUGAAAUUUAUAUUAUUAUUUUUUAUUUUUAUUUUUUUCUUUGUUUCAAAUUUUGACAGUGUUUUUGGUAUUGUGUUUAGUUUGUCUAUACUUUUUAUUAUUUUUUUUGCUAGAUGUAGGUCUUCAAUACCUCAAAUAAGAACUACUUUACAGCAUUUACUGUUUUUCUUUUUUUAAUGGAAUAUUUGGGAAUAAUGGAAAUCUGAAAACUGUUCUAACAGUUUGUUUCACAGGUCUUUGCCUUGAUGUAUUGUUGAAGUUGAUAGUAAAACACUUGCACAUGUCUUAUUAGUACUGAGGAUUGAAAUAAUAAACACAUGUAUAGAUAUA
This is a messenger RNA of Silurus meridionalis, 8044 nucleotides long. It is a transcript of the gene cux2b, whose product is annotated as cut-like homeobox 2b. The record is from RefSeq and is a predicted model, not a curated record. Gene Ontology annotation, molecular function: DNA binding; DNA-binding transcription factor activity, RNA polymerase II-specific. Gene Ontology annotation, biological process: regulation of DNA-templated transcription. The transcript is spliced from 22 exons. Bases 892 to 5250 code for a protein of 1452 amino acids. Lineage: Eukaryota; Metazoa; Chordata; Actinopteri; Siluriformes; Siluridae.